Morus notabilis is the source of this 1008-nucleotide messenger RNA. Its product is annotated as ADP-ribosylation factor-related protein 1. Gene Ontology annotation, biological process: intracellular protein transport; protein localization to organelle; Golgi to plasma membrane protein transport. Gene Ontology annotation, molecular function: GTPase activity; GTP binding. The record is from RefSeq and is a predicted model, not a curated record. The transcript is spliced from 7 exons. NCBI's taxonomy places the organism in Eukaryota, Viridiplantae, Streptophyta, Magnoliopsida, Rosales, Moraceae. The coding region runs from base 233 to 850 and encodes 205 amino acids. Gene Ontology annotation, cellular component: Golgi apparatus.
AAAGAACGUGAAAAAAAUAUUGAGGAACAAAAUUUAGGGAGUUUUAUUAUUGUUCUUCAGAGCUCUAGAGUCUAGACUAUCAGCGGCUCCUCCUUUCUCAACAACCCAUUCCACUAGAAUUUUGAGGUUGCGAGCUUAACUAAGAUCGAGGUAGAUGUUAUGAAUUCCUUCUCCUUUUCGACUUGAAGGUUGAAAAGGAACAAAUACUAAGGAAAUCUAAAUAAGACAAGAGAUGUUUUCAUUGUUUUAUGGACUCUGGAAAUACAUAUUUAGUAAGACGGAGUUUCAUGUCCUCAUUCUUGGAGUCGACAAGGCUGGGAAGACUACUUUACUGGAGAAGUUAAAGUCAGUGUACUCAAACCUUGAAAGCCUGCCUCCGGAUCGAAUUGUUCCAACAGUGGGACUAAAUAUUGGUCGAAUAGAAGUCUCAAAUACAAAGCUUGUUUUCUGGGAUCUAGGAGGCCAGCCUGGUCUCCGUUCAAUCUGGGAGAAAUAUUAUGAAGAGGCACAUGCAGUUGUCUACGUAAUUGAUGCUGCAUGCCCAUCUCGCUUUGAAGAUUCAAAAUCCGCAUUGGAAAAAGUUUUGCGCCACGAGGAUUUGCAAGGAGCUCCUCUUCUGAUAUUGGCAAACAAGCAGGACCUAGCUGAAGCUGCAUCGGGUGAGGAGCUUGCUCGGUAUUUAGACCUUAAAAAGUUGGAUGAAAGGGUUUACAUGUUUGAAGCCGUUUCAGCAUAUGAUGGGCUGGGAAUAAAAGAAAGUGUAGAAUGGUUGGUGGAGGUAAUGGAGAGGAGCAAGAGAACCGAAAUGUUGAGAGCUCGGACAAGUGCAAUGGGCCCUGCUUCUGUGUGAAGGAAUGAUACUAAAAUGCAGUUAUUUUUUUGUCUGGAUUCUGUGACCUUUUCUUGUGUAGAUAAGUCGGGUUUAGUUCCAUAUCUUCAGAUAAAAAGCUGAUCAUUUUUUUUUAUUUUUUAUAUAUAUAUCUCAGCCACGAGCUGCUUAACUCUGCA